AGUAGAAUAAUAUAUAAUAUAUAUAACAUUUUUCACAUAACCUGUAAAACUAAAUAAACAAAAUAUAAAAAAUGUUUUUAGUUCAAACAUGUUAUUGCACUAUAUUUUGAUUGUAUUAAGUGCUUCAUUGUUUAUUUAUGGUUUUUUCCCCGUGUCAACACCAUUUAUAAAAAUAAACAAUGAUCCUCCAAGUUACGUAAAUAAUUUCUCGUUAAAUGGACAAACCUUUUAUAGCACAAAUAUCUCGAAAACAGUCUUAGUAAUAAUAGAUGCCCUUAGAUUGGAUUUCGUAGAUACAAAUUACAUGCCUAAAACGACGAAAUUAAUGCAACUUCAUGGGUGUUUUAAUAAAAUCAAAGUAGAAAUACCAACAGUUACUCUUCCACGAAUAAAAGCAAUAACAGUAGGAAAUAUACCUCAAUUUACAGAUAUUGUAAUGAAUCUGGCUAGUACCGAGAUUUUAGAAGAUAGUAUAAUACAUUCAGCUUUAAAAAGUGGAAAGAAAAUCGUGUUUUAUGGAGAUGAUACCUGGUUAAAACUGUUUCCAAACAAAUUUUCUAGGUUUGAAGGCACUACAUCAUUUUUUGUUCGAGAUUUUAAUGAAGUUGAUGAUAAUGUUACUAGAAAUGUAUAUAUUGAAUUGGCAAAUGAUGAUUGGGAUAUUAUGAUUCUACACUAUUUAGGAUUAGACCACAUAGGACAUGUUUAUGGACCAUUUUCAUCAUUUAUUGCUCCCAAACUAAAAGAGAUGGAUGAUAUUGUUCAUAAAAUAUCUGAAACAAUAUUGUCUACUAAUGAAAAUGCUCUUCUAAUGGUUACUGGGGAUCAUGGCAUGAAAGAUAGUGGUGGACAUGGGGGCUCAACGUUUUAUGAAACUCAUGUUCCUUUAGUUAUUAUUGGUCAUAAUUGCAAAAACAACUCAAUUAACCAGGGUGAUAUACCUGUUAAUUUAGCAGUGUUAUUAGGUUUACCAAUUCCUUCGUUAGCAAUUGGUAAAAUACAUAAAAGCUUGUUAAUGACUAAUUUAGAAAAGUAUCUCUAUGCAUUGUACUAUAACAGUUUUUUACUAAAACAAAAAGAUUUUUGUUGCGAUGACCUUUAUAAGGAUGCUACUGCUUACUAUUUAGAGUUUUUGAUUAAAGCAAAUCAAAGUGAUGCGUUAAAAGCUGUUAAUUUAUUUGAAAUAUAUUUAAAUGUGGUUAACAAUAAUUUAGCGCAAUCGUCUGCAAAACAGAACUUAAUUUCUUUAUUUAUCGCUUUACUAAUCAUGAUAAAUACAUUAUUAAGUUUCUUUGUAUCAUUUUUUUGUUUAAAACAAAUCGACAAAUUCCACGUUAAUAAAAUUCUAAUGUUAUCUAUAAUUUUUAUUCAAUUUAUUAUUGGAGAUAGUUUGAAAAUUGUCUCUUUUAUAAUGUUUAUUAUUUUGAAUUUAAUUUUAUUAAACAAUAUCAGAAGUAUUAUUUUAGUUGUUAGUAGUUUCACUCAUAAUAUUAUAAAUUUUUUUUUGAUUGCUAUUGUUUGUCAUCCUAUUACCUUCUUAUCAUCAAGUUUUAUAGAAGAAGAACACCAGUUCUGGUAUUUCGUACACGUUUUGUUGAUGAAUUUUCAGAUUUUAUAUUUUUCGAAAACGAAAAGUUUGUGCAAGAUUCUAAUCAGUCUGGUUUGUCUAGUAAGUUUUAGAUUACUGCGAACUUUAAAUUCUACAGGUGAUAAAUGGGCCAACUAUCCCGAUACAUCAGAUUGGUUUUUAAAAGAUGAAAAUCUUCUAGUAUACCAAACAUUACAUGCAUUUAGUUUGAGUUUAGUUUUUUUGGUACAAUAUUUUAUAUGCAAACGUAGAAAAUUAGUUAUCAGCUUCUUAGUUGUAAUCCUUAUUUUUAUAUUAAAACAAAAUGAAUCUAAUUUUGUGUUAGGUAGAAUUAUUUGGUUACUUAUUUUCCUUCAACUUAUAUUUUCUUAUUCGAAAUUAGUUGUUUGGAUUUUAAUUAUUUCGUUACUUUUGAAACCGUAUAAUGUGAUUUUGGUACCAUAUUGUGUCCUUUCCAGCUUGCAUUUUUCCAAACAUUUUCAUUCCACUGAAAAUGUGGUAUUGUAUCAUGUAUUGUUAGGUAAUGCAUUAUAUUUUGCACAAGGACAUAGCAACAGUUUAGCUAGUAUUGAUGUAUCUAUUGGAUAUACAGGGUUAUCAGAAUAUUUACCUAUUGUUGUAGUAGGACAGGUCUUAUGUCAUACAUAUGCUUUUCCAAUCCUGUGUCAUUUACUAAUUUUUCAUACUAGUAAAAUUGAAAUAAGACAUGUCUUUUCCUUACUGUUUUGUCACAGAUUGUAUAUUUUAUUCGUAAUUUCUAUUGUAACUUUCUUAUUUAGGUAUCAUCUGUUUAUAUGGUCAGUUUUUGCUCCAAAAUUGUUUAUAGAAUUUAUACAUGUUUUAGUUUUGUUCGUUGAAUAUGUAAUCAUAGUAGUUUAUCAAUCAAUUUUAAAAAAAUUUAGUUAUGUAAAAAUAAAAAAUGUUUUUUAUUAAA
Molecule: messenger RNA, 2522 nt
Organism: Diorhabda carinulata
Lineage: Eukaryota; Metazoa; Arthropoda; Insecta; Coleoptera; Chrysomelidae
Gene: PIG-G
Product: GPI ethanolamine phosphate transferase 2
Exons: 2
Coding region: 89-2521 (810 amino acids)
Biological process (GO): GPI anchor biosynthetic process
Cellular component (GO): endoplasmic reticulum membrane
Source: RefSeq, a predicted model, not a curated record